UGCAAACUGAGGGACAACAAGACCUUCUCUCAAGCUCUCCAGAUACGGUACAAUCUUGUGGCUGGAGACGAAGCAUUGAAGUCUUGUUUCGGAGCGUUUUCAGUCGGAGACAGGAUGCACAUGAUUAUUUGACGCGACUAUAGGAGAUAUUUACCUAUAUCACCACAUCAUUCUUUACUUUGUGGUCUUCUUCUGUGUGAAUUAAGAAUGUUCUUGGACAUUUUAAUUUGGUGUAUGAUAGCACUGGACACCACGCGCAUCGCAUCAUCUCUGGAGUUACAACCUGACAUGCCUAAUGUGUGUGCGGAGCAGGAGUUGUCCAUGCUGGGUGCACGCCAGCCCUGUGUCCAGGCCUUCACUCGGAUGGUCAAGGUCUGGAAGCAAGGCUGCACCGGCCACCGCUGGUGUGUUGGCUACGAAAGGAGAACAGGCUACUACACAGCCUACAGGCAGGUGUACAGUAUGGAUGUGCACAGGGUGACCAGGUGCUGCCCUGGGUGGACACAGAGGGGCAAGGAGAGGGGAUGUUUGCACCGGGUGUGUGCUGCUAAUACCUGCUUCAAUGGGGGCAGGUGUGAUGAGGGAGGUGACCAGAUCUGUCAGUGUCCUGUAGGCUUCCAAGGAACACGCUGCCAGUAUGAUGUCAACGAGUGCUCGACAGCUAACGGCGGCUGUGAGGGACAUUGCUGCAACACCAUUGGAAGCUUCUACUGCAAGUGCCCCGAGGGCAGACGACUGGGCCCUGAUGACAAGGCCUGUCAGGACGCGAAUGAGUGUGAGGAGCUGAAUGGCGGCUGCCAGCAGACCUGUGUGAACACGGCAGGCUCCUACCACUGUGAGUGCAGUCAGGGCUUCCGCAUGCACACUGAUGGAAGGACCUGCAUUGCUGUGAACUCCUGCUCGGUGAAGAAUGGUGGCUGUGAACAGAAGUGUGUGGACAUGGGCAACGACCACUACAAGUGCGAGUGUCGUACGAACUACCAGCUGAAGAGGGAUGGGAAGCACUGCGAGUUGAGGGACCCCUGUGUGGACAGGAAUGGAGGCUGUGCUCAGCUAUGUCAUUCUGUGGACGGUGAAACUGAGUGCAGCUGCAGACCAGGGUACACACUGGCCAGAGACAGCCAGGGCUGUGAGGACAUAGAUGAGUGCAGCUCGGGCCAGGCCAUGUGUGCCCAUCGCUGUGUCAACACCCUGGGCUCUUUCAGCUGUGUGUGUAACCCUGGCUUUGAGCUGGGCGCUGACGGAAAACAGUGCUACCGCAUUGAGAUGGAGAUCGUGAACAGCUGUGAGAAGAACAAUGGAGGAUGCUCCCACCACUGUGAACACACCACCAACGGACCCCUCUGCUCCUGUAACCAAGCAUACCAACUGGCUGAGGACAGGAAGACCUGUGUGGACAGUGAUGAGUGUGAGAGUGGGGAGGCGUGCUGCAGUCAUUUCUGUAAGAACUACCCAGGGGGCUAUGAGUGCAGCUGCAAGGCAGGCUACAGGCUCCAUGCAGAUGGCUGUGGCUGCAAUGAUAUUGAUGAGUGCCUGGCAGAGAGUUCUGUCUGUGAACACUACUGUGUGAACACACUGGGGACCUACGAGUGUUUCUGCAGAAUGGGCUUCCGUUUGGACAACGACCAGAGAGCCUGCAUCUCGCUGUACGACAGUGACCUGGAUGACGAUGAAGAGGAGGAUGACCCAGAGGAGGAUCUGGAAGUGCACCGGUUGCCAGAUUUGCUAUUCCGACGCCCCCCUCAGCUCCUGCAGUACACUGCAGCCCUGCACUCACCCUAUAGUGAUGAUGAGGAGGAAGAGGCACAGAGGGGGGAACUCACCCUGGUCAGCCACAUAGUGUGUCUAGAUGAUUCCUUUGGGGAUGACUGUGGUGUGAGCUGUGCUGACUGUGAGAACGGAGCAGCGUGUGGGGCGGACAGAGACCGCUGUGAAUGUACACCUGGAUGGACUGGCGUCAUCUGCAACGAGACUUGUCCUGUAGGGACCUAUGGACAGGCCUGUAACAGCCUGUGUCGAUGCCAGAAUGGGGGCUCCUGUGAACCAGUGACCGGGAGGUGUGUUUGCCCUCCAGGGGUGCAGGGCCAGCUCUGUGAGGACGGUUGCCCACAAGGAUACUUUGGGAAACACUGUAGGCGGAGGUGUAACUGCCCCAACAACGGGCGCUGCCACCGUCUCUAUGGAGCCUGCCUGUGUCUCCCGGGGCUGUACGGGCGCUUCUGCCACCUGCCUUGUCCCAGGUGGACCUAUGGUGUCGGCUGCUCUGAGGAGUGUGACUGUGUUCUGGACCAUUCCUUGGGCUGCCAUCCCAAGAACGGGACCUGUCUGUGCAAACCUGGCCACCAUGGCUCUCAGUGUCAGCAAGAGUGUGAUCCAGGGUUCUAUGGUAGUGGCUGUGGCCAUCAGUGUGACUGUCCAGGUGGGGCGACCUGUGACCCUAGGAGUGGAGAGUGCACCCGGAGGUGUCCUGCAGGGCUCCAUGGGAACCUGUGUCAGCUGGCCUGCAGUGCUGGUCAGUUCGGGGAGAACUGCCUCCUGACCUGUGUGUGUGGAGGAGCACCCUGUGACCCCAUGACAGGAGAGUGUAUCUGCCCUGUUGGGAAGACAGGAAAUGCCUGUCAACAUGACUGCCCAGAGGGAUUAUGGGGGUUGAAGUGCCAGUUCCCAUGUAGAGCGUGUGAGAACGGCGCUUCCUGCAACACGCAGACAGGAGUCUGUGACUGCAACCCUGGGUACACAGAACAACUCUGCCAGACUGUGUGUCCACCAGGGUCCUAUGGGCCAGGCUGUGUGAGUGCCUGUGUCUGUCAUCCUGAUGCCAGCUGUGACCCUGUCACUGGACACUGUACAUGUCCCCCGGGUCGAACAGGACACGGCUGCACUACGCCCUGUGAGGAGGGGUCCUGGGGCUCUGAGUGCUCCAACAGGUGCCGUUGUGCAGACCGAGCCCUGAGUUGUGAUGUAGUGACUGGACGCUGUGUGUGUGAGGCUGGUUUCACUGGAGACCACUGUGAACAGAAGUGUGUGGAGGGCAGCUAUGGUUGGGGCUGUGCCCUGGACUGUCAGUGUCAGCACGGGGCUCUGUGUGACCAUGUGAGUGGAGCCUGCACCUGCUCCUCUGGAUGGACCGGAAGCUUCUGUGAGAAAAUGUGCCCGGACGGGUUUUACGGUCUUGAAUGUGGCCAGAUGUGCGAGUGCAGGAACGGUGCCCGCUGCCACCACAUCACAGGAGCCUGCCUCUGCACCCCUGGCUGGUCGGGACCACACUGCAUUCUGGACGUGCAAACGUAUGGAUUUGGCCAAUAUCCCAAGCAAGACAUACAAGACAAGGAUGUUGAAGCCAUAUCUCUCCAUCGAUCAGCCUGCCCUGAGGGUGGUUUCGGGAAGAACUGCAGCCGGAGCUGUGAGUGUCAGAACGGGGCCACCUGUGACCACAUCAGCGGCCGCUGCAGCUGUGGAGCCGGAUGGACCGGAGCCAGAUGCCAAGAGGCCUGUCCUGCUGGGAGGUAUGGAGAGGACUGUUCCCAGCUGUGUCUGUGCCAGCAUGGAGGCUUCUGUGACAGCGUGACUGGCCAGUGUUCCUGCCCCAGAGGAUGGACCGGAGCAGCCUGCGAGCUGGACUGUGGGGAGGGGUCCUAUGGAGAGGGGUGCACACAAACCUGCAGCUGUCAGAACAGAGGGGCGUGUGGCAGAGUGACUGGGGGGUGUAGCUGUCCUCCUGGCUGGACUGGAGAGCACUGUCAGACAAGUGACCUGACAUCACUGCUUCCAAAUGCAAGAGCCUGCCCAGACGGUCUCCAUGGAGAAGGGUGUGAGCAGAGGUGUCAGUGCGGCCACGGGACAAGCUGCCACCGUGUGACAGGCAGGUGUGAAUGUCCCCCAGGAUGGAGAGGGGCCCAGUGCGACAAACCCUGCCUGUCUGGGGUCUACGGUGCUUCCUGUGCCCAGCGGUGUCAGUGUCAGUCUGGGUCGUCCUGCCACCACGUUACUGGGACAUGUGGCUGCCCUGCUGGUCUCACUGGGAAGGGCUGUGAGGAGACGUGUCCAUCAGGUGUGUUCGGGCUGAACUGUAGCCAGAUGUGCCAGUGUUCUGGGGACCAUGAGCAGUGUCACCCUGUCACUGGAAGGUGUACCUGUCUGCCUGGUUACUACGGAAACCACUGUGAACUCAAGUGUCGUGAGGGGUCAUAUGGGCCAAACUGCAAGGCCAGAUGUAAGUGCAACAAUGGCGGCCGCUGUGACACCAAGACAGGGACCUGUGAGUGCCCACCUGGCUUCCUAGGAGCUGACUGCAGCAUUGGUUGUCCGGCGGGGCGCUCUGGGCAGGACUGUGCCCAUCUGUGUUCCUGUGGGGAGGGAGGGCAGUGCCACCCUGUGACUGGGAGGUGUAUCUGUGCCCCAGGUAAUAUCGGGCAGUCCUGCCAGCAAGCUUGUCCUAGGGGGCGCUAUGGCCUGCAGUGCAGGAACACGUGUGUGUGUCGGAACGGAGCGCUGUGUGAGGCCAGGGACGGGACUUGCAGGUGCGGGCUGGGCUGGACGGGACCACGCUGUGAGACAGUGUGUGUCCAGGGGAAGUACGGGUCAGACUGUGCACUGGAUUGUCCCUGCCAGAACAACGGGACAUGUGACCGCUUCACUGGCUGUUGCAGCUGCACUGCCGGACACUAUGGACACUCCUGUGAACACCGGUGUCCCUCUGGAUUCUUCGGACAGAACUGUGCCCGUCCGUGUGACUGCCGGGCGGGACAGACAUGUGAUCAUGUGACGGGCCGGUGUGUGUGUCCGCCUGGCUACCGUGGCUCCCUGUGUCAGAGACGGUGUGAGGCUGGCAAGUUUGGGUAUGGCUGUCAGCAGUCAUGUGACUGUGUUGGGGGGGCCCCCUGUCAUCCAGCCAUGGGACAGUGUCUCUGCCCCCCAGGGAAGACUGGACAGAGAUGUGAAAAAGACUGUGGAAGAGAUCGUUUUGGUCUGGACUGCUCCCUGCAGUGCCAGUGUUCCCAUCGGGCCCAGUGUGAUGCUCGUAAUGGCCGCUGCCUGUGUCCUGUUAUCUGGCUGGGCCCCACAUGUACAGAAGGACUACUAGAAACUGCAGAGGUCCCAGCGUUGGGCUUCUCUCCCUCCCCGAAGAAGCCGUCUGGUCUUUCCCACUCGUAGCGCACUGGAGGCCCCACAUCCCAAACUAGAUGUCCCAAAUACCCCCGCAAGACGUCUCAAACACUGAACACUCAGCAAGGUUCCCCAAAUAUGCAAUCGGGCAUCCUAGGGAGUCAAGGGAAGGCUGUGUACAGUUGGACAGAUGGAUAGAUGGACAGAGUUAUACAGCCAGAAGGUGAUUCAGGUCUGGACCAGACACACAAGGCAAUGUAUUCUUAUGUCUACACCCGUAUUCUGCACAUUUGGUUGAGAAAUGUGCGGUGGCUCUUUGUGAGCCUGUAGAAAGGUGCAAAAUGCCGGUUUAGUUCGAGAGAGAGAGCAGGCUACACAAGCACCUGGAACAUUGAUGUGCUGCUGGUGGUGGACAUUGGAAAUGUCACCUGAGCUCUAUUGUGCUCCCUGCCUGAUUGUCUCAGGACUGGACCCUUGCCCCAAGUCAACUGUUCUAGCCUGUCAUUAACCACAGGUCAAACACUUCCUGUACAUUCACAACGUCUCUGUCCUCACCCCAAUGCGGCUUUGGGAAGCCAAGUACAGGGGUGGGCACUACGGUGCUGGAGGGGCACAGUGUGUGCAGACCAUCACUAUCACACAUGAUUAAUAAAGACCACGGUUAGGUGAUUAGUGGAAUCGGGUGUGUUAGAGCUGGGCCGGAACAAAAGCCUGCAGCCUCCUAUUGCUUACCCGUGGCCUACCCUCAGAGCCAUUGGUCAGACUGACAUGGGAACAACAGCCAUCACUCCCGAAGUGUCCACUGGUACUGUCUCUCCUUUUGACGCCACUCUGUCAUACUAUCAUAUCAUACACAGUGAGACUAUUUUGUGUUGUAUUUUACUGGUUUCGUUUGACAGUGUGUGUGCCUGAUUGCUUGUCAUAAAGUGUUAAUAUAUUUAGAAAUGGCUUUUAGUUGUUCGUUCGAUUUGAUAGGAUCACUUACUGCACUGUCAGAUCAGGGAAGUCACAUGUCAAUUCAUUACUGCUGUUACUGUCUGUUACGGUAAGUGCUUCAGUUCAAUGGCACUAUGACCUAUAGACGUCUUAGCCAAGUAGUCAGUAUAUUUUCAUCUAGAAGGGUUUUUAGAAUAUUGCAAAGCAUUUGAACUGUACAUCGGGAUACUGCCAUUCAUACCACUCAUAACAUGUACUGUACUAUGUGCCUGAUGGCAGGCUUUAUGUAUAUGGUGCUAUUUUGAUACAUCUUGAAUUUCUAUCAAAUUCUCUUUUUACUA
Oncorhynchus gorbuscha (pink salmon) is the source of this 6383-nucleotide messenger RNA. Its product is annotated as multiple epidermal growth factor-like domains protein 6. Lineage: Eukaryota; Metazoa; Chordata; Actinopteri; Salmoniformes; Salmonidae. The record is from RefSeq and is a predicted model, not a curated record. Gene Ontology annotation, molecular function: calcium ion binding; scavenger receptor activity; protein binding. The transcript has 39 exons. Bases 208 to 5154 code for a protein of 1648 amino acids.